AUGGCUUCUGCUUACGCUAACUUGUUACCUGUCAAUGGCAGAUGGAAACAACAAAUCACCGACUAUUUAACUGAAGAUGUGCCUUCCUUUGAUUUUGGAGCAUUUGUUGUUGGAGACAAGGUGGAAACUGCUUCGUUGUAUAUGAAGCAAGCGGGUUUGAUCUGUGGGGUUCCUUUUGCUGCCGAAGUUUUCAAGCAAACUGAAUUAGAGGUUAUUUGGCACUACAAGGAGGGUCAGUAUAUCAACAAUGAUGACUUGAAAGCUGAAGGUGGUAAGAUCGUUGUUGCUACUGUUAAGGGUCCAGCCAAUAAGAUCUUAUUGGCCGAAAGAACAGCUUUGAAUCUACUUGCCAGAGCUUCGGGCAUUGCUACCCAAUCUUACAUCACCAAGAAAUUGGCAGAUGAAAGUGGCUACACUGGUUUAAUUGCCGGAACAAGAAAAACAACUCCUGGCUUGAGACAUCUUGAGAAAUAUUCUAUGCUUGUUGGGGGUGUAGACACUCAUAGGUACGACUUGAGUUCUAUGGUCAUGUUAAAGGAUAACCACAUCACUUCCACAGGAAGUAUUACGAAGGCUGUUAAGAGUGCUAGAUCCGUAUGUGGUUUCGCAGUCAAGGUCGAAGUAGAAGUUAGCACUGAAGAUGAUGCUCGUGAAGCAAUUGAUGCUGGAGCAGACGUUAUCAUGUUAGAUAAUUUUUCUGGUGCUGAAUUGCAAAAGGUUGCACAUAACUUGAAGAGCUACUAUAAGGACUCCCAGAAGUCAUACUUAUUGGAAUGCUCUGGUGGUUUGACCUUACAUAACUUGAGCAGCUUCUUGUGUAAUGAUAUCGACAUCUACUCCACAUCUUCUAUCCACCAGGGUACUGGCAUUGUUGAUUUCUCCUUGAAGAUUAAUGCCAACUAA
Scheffersomyces stipitis CBS 6054 is the source of this 903-nucleotide messenger RNA. RefSeq names its product nicotinate-nucleotide diphosphorylase (carboxylating) (gene BNA6). Gene Ontology annotation, cellular component: cytoplasm. Bases 1 to 903 code for a protein of 300 amino acids. Gene Ontology annotation, molecular function: nicotinate-nucleotide diphosphorylase (carboxylating) activity. Lineage: Eukaryota; Fungi; Ascomycota; Pichiomycetes; Serinales; Debaryomycetaceae. The record is from RefSeq and is a predicted model, not a curated record. Gene Ontology annotation, biological process: quinolinate catabolic process; NAD+ biosynthetic process. The transcript has a single exon.